GCCCAUUAGCAGUGAAUCGAGUUAUGAGGCGUUAACAAUCAUUAGGGUUUCAAUAACAAUCUAUCGACAGCAUCUAGGGAAGAAAAAAGGAAUAGAGUCUUCAAAGAUUGAUCUAAACUUAUUUUUGUUCAUCGACCUUUGUUUGGAGCUUGAAACAAUAUGAAGACGAAGAUAUCCAAUCUUCCUAUGGAAUUGCUAGAGGAGAUUCUCUCUAGGGUUCCGGUGAAAUCCAUAGUAACAGUACGAUCUACUUGCAAAAGCUGGAACGUUUUAACUAAAGAUCAAAGUUUUGCCAAUAAGCACAUUGAAAAAGCAGCAGCAGCACAACGAGAAAGGGUGGUUCUUGUGAUCACGGGGGAUACCAAUGAUCUUGUGUUAAGCGUCAAUCCUUAUGACUUUCACAACAAAACCUUUGGUCCAUGCAUAAAUCGUAAAGGUAUACUUAUUACUCCAAAAAACUCAGAUAAAGUUUGCUUUGUACAACGUGUCUUUCACUGCAACGGUUUACUGCUAUGUAUAUGGAGACGCAACAAACGUUGGCUUUUGGUUUAUAACCCGUAUUGGGGUAAAACAAGAUGGAUCGAAUGCCCAAUACAACGUUCGUAUAAUGAGUUGUUUGCUUUUGGAUACGACAAAUCAUGUGGUAGCCAUAAAAUCUUUAGGCUAAGCACCAGUGAUAAUUUCGACAUCUACGACUUGAGUUGUGAUUCAUGGAAGACUCGUCCUCAUGCAGCUUUUCACAGCAACAAUGUAAUAAAGUAUACUGAACCUGGCGUGUCUUUGAAGGGAAACUCUUACUGGCUUGCUAAAGAUAAGCAAUCAGGAAAGAAUUUCUUACAGUGUUUUGAUUUUACGAGAGAGGGUUUUGGACCGCGUCUGCCUAUACCAUGUGAGUUUUUUUCUUUUGCGUCUCUGUCUUCGGUUAAAGAAGAGAAGCUUGCAUUGUUGUUUAAACACCAGUGUGGUACUAAGGUUGAUGUUUGGGUUACGGAUAAGAUCGAGCCCGGCGCUGUGUCGUGGAGCAAGUUGUUCAAAGUUGAAACGUUGCAAUUACUCUGUCAUGGUUGUAUGUUUGGGAGUUUCUUGAUUGACGAGGAGAAGAAGACCGUGGUGGUUUUUUAUAUUUACGGCGGAUGUUACACAAAAAGUAGAUAUAUCAUUGAUGGGGAGAGUGGUGAUAUCAGACAAGUGGAGAGAAUAGGUUCUCAAGACUCGAAACUUUACAAUCUUGUCGGCUGUUAUGUUCCAAGCUCUGUGCAAGUCUAAGUUAACUUAUCUCUCUCCUAUCCUUAAUGAUCGUGGCUGCUGCUUCUAAUAUUCUCUUGAAACUCAAUUGUUUUGACAUCUUCAUUAUAUGUUUCUGAAUGACUUUAUCAUCCUCUACUUGUACUCUCUUCAAAAUUCAAUUAACAGACCUUCAAAGAUUUAGAUGUACUGUGUUCAGUUUUCACUUUCCCUAUAGUUAAUAGUGAAUCUCUUUUAUUUUCUUUAUCAAGAAACAUAACUCCUUCAACCUAAUAAUUACAAAUCCAAGAACUUGGCCUUACCUUGAGCCCAUAUGAUAAAUAUACAAACUUGAAAGACGACAUUGUAUACUUGUGUCAACUAGACUAUCGCGCUAUUUAAUUUCAUAUUAUGUACUGAUUGAUCUUCCAACAGAAAAACAUUGUUCAAGUUCACGAUGUUCUAUCUUCAGUUCCCAAAA
Molecule: messenger RNA, 1705 nt
Organism: Brassica napus (rape)
Lineage: Eukaryota; Viridiplantae; Streptophyta; Magnoliopsida; Brassicales; Brassicaceae
Product: putative F-box protein At3g20705
Exons: 1
Coding region: 160-1266 (368 amino acids)
Molecular function (GO): protein binding
Source: RefSeq, a predicted model, not a curated record